Molecule: messenger RNA, 401 nt
Organism: Ectocarpus sp. CCAP 1310/34
Lineage: Eukaryota; Phaeophyceae; Ectocarpales; Ectocarpaceae
Source: the annotation of a GenBank genome assembly
AUGAAAGCGGCAGCACCUAGCAGCAGUACUGACGCGCUCGAGCUUACCCUGCCUGCGCUUUCCGCGCAAAAACAUGCCGCCCCCUUAACCUCGCCUGGGGGGGAAAAAGAAUUCGUCGUGGCGAUCGACCUGGGCACGUCAUGUACCGCCUUCAGCUGGAAGUCUCUUGCGGACCCAGCGGGGCCUUCCAUCGGAGUACCCGACAUGAAGCCAAACGAUGACAUCAUAGGGAAGAGCCCGACCACCCUCCUCAUCGCUGGCAGCACGGGGUCGGACAGGAUGUUCAGGCCCACUGGCGCCGAGGCGUACGGCCGAGAAGCGCAGCGCCGCUACGCCAUCGGCGACAUCCCUCACGGGGCACAACUGUUCAAGCGCUUCAAAAUGAGAGAGAGAGAGAGAGA